Molecule: messenger RNA, 1365 nt
Organism: Effrenium voratum
Lineage: Eukaryota; Dinophyceae; Suessiales; Symbiodiniaceae
Source: the annotation of a GenBank genome assembly
AUGCCGUCCAAGGCCUGCUCGGUGGCUCUUGCCAGCGCUGGCGCCUAUGCGGCUGCCCAGGCCUUCCUGACUCCAUCUGCACCGCAGGUGAGCCGGGAACAGCAGGUGCGGCACCUGCGCCAGCAGCCGGCUGAGGCAGCCACUUCCUCCUCCUGCGCCUCUGCAGGGGCGCUGGCGCUUGGCGUGGCUGGCGUGGCAGCGGCGACCGCGCAGAGCAAGCGCACCGUGCGGCGCCAGGUAGUUCGCCAGGCCACGGCCACCGCAGAGAAGACGGAGAAGGCCUUCGCAAAGAUGCCGGCGUCCGUGAAGCCAGGAGUGGUCACGGGCAAGGCGCUGGUGGACCUGCUGAACUACGCCAAGGAGAACGAGUUCGCCAUCCCGGGCGUGAACUGCGUGAGCACCAGCUCCAUCAACGCCUGCAUGGAGGCGGCAAAGAAGGCCAAGGGCACCGUCAUGGUGACCUUGUCUCGUGGCGGCGGCCAGUUCAUUGCCGGCAAGGCUGCGGACAACACCGACGAUGCUGCCUGCAUUGCGGGCACUGUGGCGGCAGCGCUCCACGUGCGACAGGUGGCCAAGCUCUACGGCGUGCCUGUGAUCCUCCACACAGACCACUGCCAGAAGGCCUGGCUGCCAUGGUUCGAUGGCCUCAUGGAGGCAAACGAGGAGUACUUCAAGCUGCACGGCGAGCCCCUCUUCUCGUCCCACAUGCUGGACCUGUCGGAGGAGCCUUUGGAGGAGAACAUUGCCAUUUGCAAGAAGUACUUGGAGCGAAUGGCCAAGAUCGACAUACUGCUGGAGAUGGAGUUGGGUGUGACUGGCGGCGAGGAGGAUGGCGUGGACAACACGGAUGUGGACUCUUCCCGUCUCUACACGCAGCCUGAGGAGGUUUGGCAGGUCUACGAGGAACUCUCCUCCGUGCCCAACGGCAACUUCACAGUGGCGGCUGCCUUCGGCAACGUGCACGGGGUUUAUGCCCCGGGCAACGUGGACCUGAAGCCGGUGAUCCUGCACAACACUCAGAAGUACGUGAAGGAGAAGCUGGGCUGCGAGAGCGACAAGCCCAUGUCCUUUGUCUUCCAUGGCGGUUCGGGCUCCUCGCUUGAGGACAUCCGCUAUGCCAUUGAGGCGGGCGUGGUGAAGAUGAACAUUGACACCGACACCCAGUGGGCCUUCUGGGAUGGCAUGAACCAGUACCAGAAGAAGAACAAGGACUACCUGCAGGCCCAGAUCGGCAACCCGGAGGGGCCUGAGAAGCCCAACAAGAAGUACUACGACCCUCGCAUGUCCCUGCGAGCGGGCGAGGAGGUCAUGGCAGACCGUCUGGUGCAGUGCAUGGAGGAUCUGAAGUGCAUUGACCGCCUUUGA